Messenger RNA from Balaenoptera musculus (blue whale), 855 nucleotides. Its product is annotated as kallikrein-1-like. NCBI's taxonomy places the organism in Eukaryota, Metazoa, Chordata, Mammalia, Artiodactyla, Balaenopteridae. Gene Ontology annotation, biological process: regulation of systemic arterial blood pressure; zymogen activation. The transcript has a single exon. Gene Ontology annotation, molecular function: serine-type endopeptidase activity. The record is from RefSeq and is a predicted model, not a curated record. The annotation marks the transcript as partial.
CAUUUCAGUCUGUCUCUGUCUGUGACAUUGUCACAUUCUUUCAUCUAUUUACUCGCAGUCUCUUUGUUUUCUGUGACUCUGUAUCUUUCCUCGGUCUCUCUCUCUCUCUCUCCCUCUCCCCCCCCCCUUCUUGUUUCUCUUUCUCAUUUUGGACCCUUCCUCACGCCCUCCCUUUCUACCUCCUCUCUCAUUCUCAUCGUCUCCAUCUUCUCCUUCACCAGCAAUUACCAGCUCUGGCUGGGUCGCCACAACCUGUUUGAGGACGAAGACACAGCCCAGUUUGCCCAUGUCAGUAAGGACUUUCCACACCCCAAUUUCGACCUGAGCCUCCUGAAGAACGACACCCUCCCCCCAGGGGAGGACUACAGCCAUGACCUCAUGCUGCUCCGCCUGGAGGAGCCCGUCCAGAUCACAGAGGACGUGCAGGUCCUGGAGCUGCCCACCGAGGAACCCCAGCUGGAGAGCACCUGCUAUGCCUCUGGCUGGGGCAGCAUCGAACCAGAUAAGUUCACUUACCCAGAUGACCUCCAGUGUGUGGACCUUACUGUCCUGCCCAAUGAGAUGUGUGCCAGUGCCCACCCCCAGAAGGUGACAGAGUUCAUGCUGUGUGCUGGACACCUGGAGGGCGGCAAGGACACCUGCGUGGGUGACUCAGGGGGCCCGCUGAUCUGCGAGGGUAUGUUUCAGGGAAUCACGUCAUGGGGCCACAUCCCGUGUGGUGCCCCCAAUAAGCCCUCCGUCUACACCAAAGUGAUUUUGUAUGUGGAUUGGAUCAAGAAGACCAUGGCUGACAACCCCUGAAUGCCCCCGCCCUGUCCCUUACCCCCAGUAAAAUCGAAUAUGCAUCAAAAAAAA